AUGGCAGAAGUCCAACAGGACGAACAGGACCCACAGUACCAAUUUUUCCUCUAUCUUUUCUUGUCGGAAGAAGCUUUAGAGGUCCAAGUCACCAACGACUCCUCUAUUACCAAUGUUGAUGAAGUAGUGAGGCAAGACCCCAUGUUAAAGCGAUUCGUCGGUUACAAAGAUGAUAUUACCAAACCCAGAUUUAUCGACAUGGGCCGACAGGGCUUUGUCUUCCGGUUCAAGUACAGGGAACAAGACCUCUGCCUGAAGGUGUUCUAUCCAUAUAAAGCACCAUACAAUGUUCACAAGGAAGUAGAAGCUUUCAUCAGCCCGUUUGGAUGUGAAUCGCGUGCAUUUGCUCGUCUAUGCGACCUGCGCGAAAAUGGCCACUGGGCGGUGCGGUGUCAUGGAUGGAUGUACCUAACGGACUCCCAGCUUCAGCAGCUUCGGAGAGUAUGUGGACGACGGGUGGGGAAUGACCCAUAUUGGGGUAAUGCCCGGUGGGCUAUCGUGAAGGACUUUAUCGCUGAUAAGCCACCGAGCCGCCAAGAUGAACAAUUCCAAAAUAUCCUUUCGAAUUUUUGCAUUCCAAAGCGUGGCGGUAUCCUGCCUGACGAUGUCAAGAAGGAAAAUUAUAGAGGGGACCGGAUUGUGGAUCUGGGAUCUACUAUUACGUUCCCUUUCUAUCGUCGUUAUGCCCAGGCAGAGGACUUGGAUAGGUUCUUCAAGGAGUUGGACCAAUAUGAAUUACCUGAAUGGGACAAUUCUAAUGAGUGA
Messenger RNA from Aspergillus oryzae RIB40, 765 nucleotides. RefSeq lists its product as uncharacterized. The record is from RefSeq and is a predicted model, not a curated record. The transcript has 2 exons. Lineage: Eukaryota; Fungi; Ascomycota; Eurotiomycetes; Eurotiales; Aspergillaceae. The coding region runs from base 1 to 765 and encodes 254 amino acids.